This is a messenger RNA of Hevea brasiliensis (rubber tree), 636 nucleotides long. RefSeq lists its product as uncharacterized. The transcript is spliced from 3 exons. NCBI's taxonomy places the organism in Eukaryota, Viridiplantae, Streptophyta, Magnoliopsida, Malpighiales, Euphorbiaceae. Bases 175 to 381 code for a protein of 68 amino acids. Gene Ontology annotation, cellular component: endoplasmic reticulum. The record is from RefSeq and is a predicted model, not a curated record. Gene Ontology annotation, biological process: endoplasmic reticulum unfolded protein response.
CUAUAAAAAAAAAGCAAGGGGAGAAAUUGGUCUAGUCUUCAGAUUAUCAGGCACAGAUCGGAACUCGGUAGACAGCGAGUGGAAGAGCGAAUUCGCCGGAGAGGGAAGAAACGGUAUCAAUCUCUAAUAUCGCAUUAAGUUUUCUAGCUCCGGCUACCAGAUCUCCCCGUAACCAUGACUACAUCAAGGCGCCUUGCUGAUAGGAAAGUUGAGAAGUUCGAGAAGAACAUUACUAAGAGAGGAGCUGUUCCUGAAACAACUACUAAAAAGGGAAAGGACUAUCCUGUUGGCCCUGUUCUCCUUGGAUUCUUCAUAUUUGUUGUCAUUGGAUCAUCUCUAUUCCAGAUAAUACGGACAGCAACAAGUGGGGGCAUGGCAUAAAUGUAGACAAAGACGUCGAGAAACGGAAAGAUGAUGUUAGUCUGUAGUUGAUAUAUGAGAAAUACUUUGAUGACUUGUUAUUCAUGUUCUGAACUCUGUUAUUUUCAUAAAAUUGUCCUUUCCUAAUAUGUUUCUAUGAGGCAUAUGCAUAUAUCGUCAUUCCAUUAUACGAUUGGGAAUCCGACGUAUAUUUUUGUAACCCAUCCUGUUAAUCUUAUUCUUUUGAGUUUACAAUAAAACGAGAGGGUUUCAAUA